AUGCGGCUGAGCCGUGCCAUGAUCCUGCUGAGGUAUGUCGACUUGACCAAAUACUUCUUCAAGUACGAGGACGGCUCCCAGGGACGCACCUGCAAGCCGGCAAUGGGCACGUCCUUCGCAGCCGGCACUACGGACGGCCCGAGCAACGUGGACGAGUUCGGGCAGAACAUGACCCCCACAAGUGGCUUCCUGAGGUUCAUGGGCCACCUGCUGUCGAUGCCCACGGACGAGGCCAAGAGGUGCCACGCGCCCAAAGACAUCCUGCUCUACACGGGCAGCAUGAAGGCGCCCUAUCCGUACAUGCCGUCCAAGAUGGCAUUUCAGCUGAUCCGCAUCGGGAACCUGAUCAUUGCCGGCGUGCCCGGCGAGUUCACGACCAUGGCCGGUCGCCGGACGGCCAAAGCACUGAAGAAGAUCUUCGUGGACAAAGGUGUGGUCAGUUCAGAUGCCCGUGUGGUCAUCAACAACUGCGCCAGUGGCUACGCCGGCUACGUCUCGACGAUCGAGGAGUACCAGCACCAGCGCUACGAGGGCGCCUCCACGGCUUAUGGCCCCCACACGCACGGAGCCAUGACUAGCAUCCUGAAGGAGAUGGCAAAGGAGAUGGCUGAGGGUAAGGCCUACCGCUGGCCCGGCGCCCCGCCCUCCAUCCCUACGGAAGCGCAGCUGUGGGAGGGCCAGAGCGAUGUGGUUUCCGAUGAUCCUCCCAUUGGCGGAAAAUUCGGCGACGUCAAGAAGGAUGUUCUGCCCUGGAACUAUGCUCCUGGCAGUGUGGCACAGGCAACCAUCUGGGGCGCGCAUCCGCGCAACAACUUGCGGCGGAACUCCACCUUUGUCUCCGUGUGGCGUUCCGAGGAUGGCAAGGCUCCCUGGAAGAUGGUGGCGGACGACAACGACUGGGAGCUGCGCUUCGAGUGGAAGCGGGUAGGCAUCUCCGCGAGCACCGUCACCAUCACAUGGGAGAUCCCUGAGGACGUCAAGACCGCCUUCUACACUCUGCGCUACAAUGGCGAGGCCAAGCACCUGGGGAAGAUCAUCAGCAUCAGCGGCGCCUGCCUCAGCAUCGGGGGGAAAAUCGAAGUUGCUUUGCAAGCAGUGAAUGUGGAGGUCGUGGGUGCCUGCCUCGAAGCUGCGGCGGCGCGGCCGCAGUCACCGAUCGAGGUCACUUUGCCAGAUGGCUCCAUCAAGGAGGCCACAAGCUGGAAGACCACGCCGCUGGACAUCGCACAGGACAUCUCCCGGGGACUCGCCAACAACUGCGUUGUCGCAUUGGUGGAGUACUCCGAGCGUUUGGGGGACAACUCCUGCUCCCAAUGCGUCGCAGCCGACGGCGAAGAGGACGAGGACGAGGACGAGGAGUCCAACGCAGAACUUUGGGAUCUGACACGACCGCUGGAAGGCAGCUGCAAGUUGGAGCUCAUCAAGUUUGAUGAUGAUCGGGGCAGAGACACUUUCUGGCACUCGUCGUCGCAUGUCUUGGGUGCCGCCUUGGAGGACAAGUUCGGUGGCCACCUGACCAUCGGGCCAGCCGUGCAGGGCGGCUUCUACUACGACAUGUUCCUAGGAGACCAGGCCCUCUCAGAAGCCAACUUCCAGGAGAUCGAGGACGCCGUGGCCGAGCUCCGACAGAGCGACUCUCCAUUCGAGCGUCUCGUCAUCACCCGUGAUGAGGCUCUGGAGCUCUUUGCCCACAACCCUUUCAAGGUGGACCUGAUCAAGCGGAAGGUCGCACCCGAUGCGCUGACGACGGCCUACCGCUGUGGCGACCUCGUGGACCUUUGCCGCGGGCCGCACCUCCCUUCCACCUCGCGGGUGAAAGCUUUCAAGGUCAUGAAGAACUCCUCGGCCUACUGGCUGGGCUCUGCAGAGAACGACUCCCUGCAGCGCAUCUACGGCGUGUCCUUCCCAUCAGAGAAGCAGCUCAAGGCGCAUCUGCGACAGCAGGAGGAGGCGAAGGAGCGCGAUCACCGACGCGUUGGGACGCAGCAAGGGCUUUUCUUCUUUGACGCUGUGAUGGCGCCCGGCUCCUGCUUCUGGACGAGCUACGGGGCACGGCUGUACAACCGGCUGCAGGAGCUCAUGCGCGCGGAGUACCGGGCGCGCGGCUUCGAGGAGGUCAUCACGCCGAACAUCACGGCCAGCGAGCUGUUCAAGCGCUCUGGACAUUACCAGAACUACCGUGAAGACAUGUAUGGGUUCAACGUGGAGGGCCAGGAGUGGUUCUUGAAGCCCAUGAACUGCCCUGGGCACUGCGUGAUCUUUGACAGCAGGCCACGAUCCUACCGCGAGCUGCCCAUGAGGCUGGCAGACUUCGGUGUUCUUCACCGCAAUGAGCUGAGUGGCACCUUGGCGGGCCUCACGCGCGUGCGUCGAUUUCAGCAGGACGAUGCCCACAUCUUCUGCCGCGAGGACCAGAUCAAGGACGAGGUAUCCUCAGCACUCAGCUUCGUCUUCGACAUGUACGAGCUCUUUGGCUUCGAAUUCUCACUGGCGCUCAGCACUCGGCCGAAGAAGGCGCUCGGCGGCCAAGAGCUCUGGGACCGCGCCGAGGAGCAAUUGCAACAGGCUCUGAACAGCACUGGCCGGCCCUGGUCCCUGAAGAAGGGCGACGGUGCUUUCUACGGGCCAAAGAUUGACAUCCAGCUGAAGGAUGCCUUGGGAAGAGGACACCAAUGCGGAACGAUCCAGCUGGAUUUUCAGUUGCCUCUGCGCUUCAACCUCAAAUAUCAGGAGAAAGCAGCAGAGGUCCAGGAGGAGCCGGCUGAAAAGAAGCCCACCGCUGAGGCCGCUGAGGGCUCUGAGAAGGAGCCGGUGCUCCCGGCGGGCUACGCACGGCCGGUGAUCGUCCACCGAGCGAUCCUGGGAUCUGUGGAGCGCAUGCUGGGCGUCCUCUGCGAACACUACGGUGGCAAGUGGCCUUUGUGGCUCUCACCACGACAGUGCAUGGUCGUGCCCGUCUCCGACGACGCCUUCGAGUAUGCGACCUACGUCAAAGAGGCACUGCAUUCGCGCGGCUUCCACGUCGAAGUCAACUUGGGUGACGACAGACUGAACAAGAAAGUGCGCGAUGCGCAGGUGGCCCAGUUCAACUACAUCCUCGUUGUGGGUCAGAACGAGGAGGAAGAAACAGCCGUGAACAUUCGCGCGAGGGGUGUGAAGCGGCCGCUUGGCACCAAGAGCCUCGAGGAGUUCAUCCAGCAGCUGGAGGAGGAGAACAACCCAAGGGCUCUCCAAAAGCCAAAGGUGCUUGCGCCCUUCAAGCGCCAAGCGCCCGCAGAAAGUGUGAGCUCGUAG
Molecule: messenger RNA, 3294 nt
Organism: Symbiodinium natans
Lineage: Eukaryota; Dinophyceae; Suessiales; Symbiodiniaceae
Source: the annotation of a GenBank genome assembly